AUGACGAGACUGUCUUUACUACUGCUGCUUGCUGUUGGCCACGUACUGGUAUGCCAGGCGUCACCGGCCUACCAGGUUCAAGAAUUGGAGAAUGAGAAGGACGUAAGGAACGGGGACCUGCCAUUGGCUGCGACGGAUAAGGAAGAAGAGAAGAGUUCCAAUGAUGACGAUGACGAGGAGCCGAAGACGGGCGCAAUGUGA
Molecule: messenger RNA, 201 nt
Organism: Dibothriocephalus latus
Lineage: Eukaryota; Metazoa; Platyhelminthes; Cestoda; Diphyllobothriidea; Diphyllobothriidae
Source: the annotation of a GenBank genome assembly